This is a messenger RNA of Cantharellus anzutake, 2169 nucleotides long. Its product is annotated as MFS general substrate transporter. Gene Ontology annotation, cellular component: fungal-type vacuole membrane. The record is from RefSeq and is a predicted model, not a curated record. Gene Ontology annotation, biological process: transmembrane transport; basic amino acid transport. The coding region runs from base 1 to 1857 and encodes 618 amino acids. Gene Ontology annotation, molecular function: basic amino acid transmembrane transporter activity. The transcript has 9 exons. Lineage: Eukaryota; Fungi; Basidiomycota; Agaricomycetes; Cantharellales; Hydnaceae.
AUGUCCGUGCACAACAAUUAUACUUACUCUCCCCCGAUAACCACUCAACCAGCAGAGCAGCAGCACAUGGAAGAGGAAAGAGAGCCGCGAGGAUUCAGGAAAUUUUGGAGUCGCUGGGGCCUUCUGAUCAAACUUAUGCUUGCUCUGCUCUUCCCUAUCCUGCUUGAGACUUUGGACUAUACUGUCGUUGCUAGCGCCCAGCCCCAAAUAGCAUCUUCGUUCAACCGGUUGAACCUUCAGAGUUGGGUUGGAACAAGUUAUGUCAUCACCAGCACCUCUUUCCUCCCUGUAUUCGCCAACAUCACAAAUAUAUUUGGGCGGUAUGGCACUAUUCAAUUUGCCCUCAUCGUCUUCGCCAUCGGAUCGAUCCUCUCGACUGCGGCUCAAAGUAUGCCCAUGCUUCUAGCAGGUCGAGGGAUAUCCGGAGUCGGAGCCGCUGCGCUCUUGACCGUAACACGCGUCAUUUUUGCAGAUAAUCGGAACCUUCAAACCAAUGCUAUACAAACAACCAUGCUAUCCCUGCUAUUUGCUGUUGGUUAUUCCAUCGGACCCCUUAUUGGUGGAUUCCUGGCUUCAGUCUCCUUCCGCUGGAUCUUCGCCAUUAACCUUCCCAUUUGUGCUGCGAGCUUGAUUCUUUGCUUCCUCUUUGUUCGGAACGAGCUUCGAGGACCCCAGCACGAUCCUCGUGAUGACCUUCCCGGACGUGCCAGACCAAAUCGGUACAGAUUCCUAGUUCGGCUCUCCAAAGUUGAUUGGAUAGGCUCAUUCAUCUGUGUUUCUGCCCUCAUCCUUGUUCUUCUCGGCCUGAACUGGGGAUCGACUCGCGAAUGGAAUCAAGCCAAGGUCAUCGCGGCUCUCGUAAUUGGAGGCAUACUGUUUCUUGUAUUUCUCACCUGGGAAUUCUACCUUGGGCGAUACGAGAUCACUCUUAAUGCGGAUGGAACAAUAAGGGCACCCUUCAACCCGGAUUCUUCAACUGCAGAUGGGGAGGGUGUUUUACCGAAGGAGCCUCCACGUCUCAUCUUCCACACGGUUCGCAUGUUACCCCUUUACAUUUUCAAGACCUACAAUGUAUCCACUAUCUCUAUUGCAUCUUUUGCUGGUGGAAUGCUCUUGUUCGGUUGCUUGUACUUUAUCGCCAUCUACUUCAACAUUGCGGCCGGUUACUCCAGCACGAGAUCCGGAGCGCAGCUUCUAUACUUUACCCCAGGCCUCGGGACCGGAUUCUACAUAGCGAUGGUUAUUAUCCGACGCUUCAAACAGCCUAAAUACGCUGUUGUAAUUGGACAACACCUUCAGCCCAUUGGUAUUGGACUUUUGGCAAUGGCAAUGAGCAAUAACAGUAAGCCGCAGAUUAGCGGCUUCCUGGCAGUUUGCGGGAUCAGUGUCGGCAUGACAAUUGGAACUGCCGAGAUGGUUGCACGUUUUGCUCUCGCAGAUCAACAUACAGCUAUUUCGGUGACCAUAAACCUCUUCUUCCUAUUGGCGGGAGGAACGAUUGGCCUUGCUCAACAAUCUGCAGUACUCGAGACCAAAGUUCGCUCCUACAUCAGCAACCUCCUAAUUACCCACCAAAUCUCCUCGUCUGACGCACUUGCCAUCGCUCGUAGCCUGGGUUCCAUUGGUCGAGCAGACGAAGGGGGAAUUGACCACCUUCCAUCUGAGCUCAAGUCAUUCGUCCAGGACGCGUACCGAUAUGGUACUAAAUGGGCAUUUUACUCGAUUAUACCAUGGCUUAUCGUUGGUGCACUCCCCUGCCUAUUCCUGGAUACAAUACCUUUGUCUGGGGUCACUGAAGGAAAUUCAACAAUCGAGAAACGCAGGGAAGAUCAUCCUCGGGGCACUACGCAUGAGUAGAGCGAUGAAAUCGAGCUGGGACCGGGGGUUGGGAUCGGGGGCGAUGCGCAGAAUACAUGAACGAAGCUAUCAAGCAGGUAGACGGAACAUCUCGAGGUCUCCAGCCGACGUCGCUUGUCCCAAAAUAUGACCGCUUGCCAACGUGCGUUUGUGGUGGGUUCUUUGGAUUCGAUCAUGUGCUGUUUCUCUGAAGUGUAACGGAUGUGAUAACGGUACUCAAUCAUUCCCCUUUUUUGGUCCAGUGUGGGGCUCCAAAUGAAGACAUCACCAUUCACUUACUUAAGUGGAAACAACUGGUUCCGAAUUUGAAAA